Molecule: messenger RNA, 2175 nt
Organism: Pipistrellus nathusii (Nathusius's pipistrelle)
Lineage: Eukaryota; Metazoa; Chordata; Mammalia; Chiroptera; Vespertilionidae
Source: the annotation of a GenBank genome assembly
AUGUCCCGUCGAAGCCAGCGCCUCACCCGCUACUCCCAGGCGGACGAUGACGGCGGCAGCAGCAGUGGCGGGAGCUCAGUGGCCGGGAGCCAGAGCACCCUGUUCAAGGACAGUCCUUUCCGGACCGCGAAGAGGAAGUCCAGCAGCACCAAGCGCCUCUCCCCGGGGCCCCAGCUGGGCCCCUCGGACACCCACAGCUACUACAGCGAGUCCGUGGUCAGGGAGUCCUACUACAGCCCGCGGGCCGCCUCGCUGGCCAGGAGCUCCAUCCUCGAGGACCAGCUGCACGCUGACCCCUACUGGAGCGAGGACGUGCGGGUGAGGAGGAGGAGAGGCACAGGGGACACCGAGAGCAGCAAAACCAACGGGCUGGUGGGGGCCAAGCUCUCCGAGGACUUCCCGGGGUCCUCCUCCGGCUACUCCUCCGAGGACGACUACGUAGGGUACUCGGAGGCGGCCCAGCAGGGCGCGGGCUCGAGGCUGCGGGGCGCGGUCUCCCGGGCAGGCUCCUUCUUCUGGACGGUGGUCACCUUCCCAGGCCGGCUCUUCGGACUCCUCUACUGGUGGGUGGGCACCACCUGGUACCGCCUGACGACGGCGGCCUCCCUCCUGGACGUCUUCGUUCUAACCAGGCGCUUCUCGUCCCUGAAGCCGUUCCUGUGGUUCCUCCUGCUGCUGCUGCUGCUGCUGACCGGCCUGACCUACGGUGCCUGGAACUUCUACCCCUACGGCCUGCACACAGUCCACCCCACCUUGGUUUCCUGGUGGGCAGCGAGGGGCAGCGGCCAGCAGCAUGACGUGUGGGAGCCCAGAGACUCCUCCCCGCAUUUCCAGGCGGAGCAGCGCAUCCUGUCCCGGGUGCACUCCCUGGAGCGGCGCCUGGAGGCCCUGGCCGCCGAGUUCUCCUCCGCCUGGCAGAAGGAGGCCGUGCGCCUGGAGCGCCUGGAGCUGCGGCAGGGGGCUGCGGGCGAGGGCGGCGGCCGCGGCCUGAGCCAGGAGGACACGCUGGUGCUCCUGGAGGGGCUGGUGAGCCGCCGGGAGGCCGCCCUGAAGGAGGACUUCCGCAGGGACACCGCCGCCCGGAUCCAGGAGGAGCUGGCCUCCCUGCGAGCGGAGCACCAGCAGGAUGCCGAGGACCUCUUCCGGAAGGUGGUCCGCGCCUCCCAGGAGUCUGAGGACCGGCUCCAGCAGCUGAAGGCCGAGUGGCACAGGAUGACCCAGGAGUCCUUCCGGGAGAACUCCAUGCAGGAGCUGGGCCGGCUGGAGGGCCAGCUGGCGGGCCUGCGCCAGGAGCUGGCAGCCCUGGCCCUGAAGCAGAGCGCGGUGGCGGACCAAGUGGGCUUCCUGCCGCAGCAGCUCCAGGCCAUGCGGGACGACGUGGAGUCCCAGUUCCCUGCCUGGAUCAGUCAGUUCCUGCUCCAAGGUGGGGCGGCCCGCACGGGGAUCCUUCAGCGAGAGGAGAUGCAGGCUCGGCUGCAGGAGCUGGAGGGCAAGAUCCUCAGCCACGUGACCGAGAUGCAGGGCAAGUCGGCGAGGGAGGCGGUGGCCAGCCUGGGGCUGAGGCUGCAGAAGGAAGGCGUGAUUGGGGUGACAGAGGAGGAGGUGCACCGCAUCGUGGACCAGGCCCUGAAGCGCUACAGCGAGGACCGCAUCGGGAUGGUGGACUACGCGCUGGAGUCCGGAGGAGCCAGUGUGAUCAGCACCCGGUGUUCCGAGACCUACGAGACCAAGACGGCCCUCCUCAGCCUCUUCGGCAUCCCCCUGUGGUACCACUCCCAGUCGCCCCGCGUCAUCCUCCAGCCAGAUGUGCACCCAGGCAACUGCUGGGCCUUCCAGGGGCCCCAGGGCUUUGCCGUGAUCCGCCUGUCUGCCCGCAUCCGCCCCACGGCUGUCACCUUAGAGCACGUGCCCAAGUCCUUGUCACCCAACAGCACCAUCUCCAGUGCCCCCAAGGACUUCGCUGUCUUCGGGUUUGAAGAAGACCUGCAGCAGGAGGGGACGCUGCUUGGCCAGUUCACCUACAACCAGGACGGGGAGCCCAUCCAGACAUUUUACUUUCAGGACCCCACAAUGGCCACAUACCAGGUGGUGGAGCUGCGGAUCCUGACUAACUGGGGCCACCCGGAGUACACCUGCAUCUACCGCUUCAGGGUGCACGGGGAGCCCGCCCACUAG